This is a messenger RNA of Macroventuria anomochaeta, 3127 nucleotides long. RefSeq lists its product as uncharacterized. The coding region runs from base 219 to 3014 and encodes 931 amino acids. Lineage: Eukaryota; Fungi; Ascomycota; Dothideomycetes; Pleosporales; Didymellaceae. The record is from RefSeq and is a predicted model, not a curated record. The transcript is spliced from 2 exons. Gene Ontology annotation, cellular component: mRNA cleavage and polyadenylation specificity factor complex. Gene Ontology annotation, molecular function: RNA binding. Gene Ontology annotation, biological process: mRNA 3'-end processing by stem-loop binding and cleavage.
GGUACCUUCGCAAAGUGUUUGCUCGGGUUGCAAUGUUUGCAUGAGGCUCUGGCGUCUUGGCAUACGCUAACGGAACAAUGAAUGGCCCGCGGCGCGUCUCCAUUCAUUCAUGCAUCAGAGCAACCAUUAACGCGCCGUAUCAACCUCGACCUUGCGGCAGGUCGCUAUGUUUGCGUAAAGCCCAGUCGCAUGCAUCUGUUUAGCUGACUGCCAUCACUAUGUUCAAUUUCACACCUUUGCUCGGUGCGCAAUCUGCGUCGCCAGCAUCUCAGUCACUGCUCGAGUUCGAUGGGGGCGUGAAGGUGCUUAUCGACAUAGGCUGGGAUGAGAGCUUCGAUGUUGAAAAGCUCAAAGAGAUCGAAAGACAUGUCCCUACGCUCUCCUUCAUUCUGCUCACUCAUGCGACUACUGCACAUCUCGGCGCAUAUGUGCAUUGCUGCAAGAAUAUCCCAACCUUCACACGCAUACCCGUUUACGCAACAAUACCCGUCAUAUCACUAGGACGAACACUUCUUCAAGACCUCUACGCUUCCACGCCGCUCGCAGCCUCCAUAAUUUCGACCGAUGCCCUUAGCGAGUCGGCAUACGCGUAUCCAUCUGCACUCCCAGGUGGAGACAACCCAAACAUACUGCUUCAGGCACCGACACACGACGAGAUUGCAAACUACUUCGGCCUCGUAAACCCCCUCAAGUACUCGCAGCCACGCCAGCCGCUGGCAUCGCCGAGCUCACCACCUCUUAACGGUCUCACGAUUACCGCAUACAGUGCAGGACACACACUGGGAGGCACAAUAUGGCAUAUACAGCAUGGCAUGGAAUCAGUUGUCUAUGCGGUGGACUGGAACCAGGCAAGAGAACACGUGCUAUCUGGAGCUGCUUGGUUAGGCGGACCUGGAACUGGUGGAUCCGAAGUGUUAGAGCAGCUGCGCCGUCCUACUGCUUUAAUCUGCAGUAGCAAGGGAUCAGGCAAGCACACGAACAUAAAGGGCAACCAACGAGACGAGGCUCUCUUGUCUAUGAUUCGGGAUACCGUCGCCAGAGGAGGGUCUGUUUUGAUCCCCUCUGAUUCUAGUGCUCGCAUUCUUGAGCUGUCGUACCUCCUCGAAGAGACAUGGCAGAACGAAGCUAGCAGAGCAGACAGUAAUAGCCCGCUAAAGAACGCCAAACUGUAUCUGGCAAGCAGAACAGGUGGUGCGACAAUGCGAUACGUACGAAGCAUGGUUGAAUGGAUGGACGAAGGCAUCGUAAAGGAGUUUGGAGCCGGUGGUGCAGCAGACGGUCAGGAACAGGGCAAGAGCCGGACAGGUGGAAAAGACGACAGAGGCGCAAGGCCGCCAUUCGACUUCAGGCAUAUCAUAUUACUGGAGCGCAAAACACGUGUAACACGCAUGCUUGGCGAAGCGGAACCGCGUGUCAUACUGGCGAGCGACACAUCUCUGGAAUGGGGCUUUUCGAAAGAUGCCAUCAAGAGCCUGGCAUCGGAUGAGAAGAACUUGAUCAUUUUGACAGAACGUGUUGGUGAACUCAGUGGGCAAGAGAAAGGCCUGGGAAGAUAUCUAUGGGAAAUCUGGACCGAACAGAACGCAUACACUGAGCAAGGCUCAUCGACAACAGUCGUCAAUUCUCUAGGUCAGACUUCUGUACGGGCUGCUCGAACCGUAGCACUUGUAGGCGACGAAGUGCCUCUCUACCAGCAACAUCUGGCAAGACAGCGGCAACUGCACCAUACCAUGGGCGGAGAUGCUACUACCAACAUGGAGACCACUGAUGUUGUAGAUGACCGAUCAUCAACAACAUCAGAGAGCUCAGAAGACUCAGAAGAUAUGGUACAUCCACAUCAAGGAAAAGCCCUCAACACAACGGCUACCCUUCGCCAUGCUCGCAACAAAGUCGACCAGACUGACGCCGAGAUGGGUGUUAACAUCCUCACCCGGCGUAAGAAUGUACACGACUUUGAAGUUCAGGGCAAGAAGGGCGCUGACAAGAUGUUCCCCAUCAUUACCAAGCGAAGACGUGCAGACGACUUCGGAGACCUCAUUCGACCCGAAGAGUUCGCCCGCGCAGAAGAGGAAGAUAACGUCCCCGGCGAGCCUUCACGUGGUGAUGCAGCAAAGAAGGAGAAUGCAGUUGGUCAAAAGAGGAAGUGGGAUGGUGUAGCAGACGCACCCGCCGAGCCAGACAGCGAACCAGAAGAUGAUCCAGACAAGGUCGAUGGGCCCGCAAAGGUCGUUAUCGAGUCAGAAACGCUCGAUAUUAGGUGUCGCAUCACCUACAUCGACUUCUCCGGCCUGCACGACCGCCGCACCAUUCAAACCCUCAUCCCCUUGAUCAGGCCUCGCAAUCUCAUCUUCGUCGCUGGCGAAGAGACAGAAACCAAAGACCUCGCAGAAGAGCUCCGGAAGACACUAGCCUCCAUUGAAGCGGGCAGCAACAUCGACGUUUUCACCCCCGCAGUCGGCACAAUGGUCGAUGCUAGUGUCGACACAAACGCUUGGUCCGUCAAGCUAUCGCGCAGCAUGAUCCAAAAUCUGCGAUGGCAGAAAGUCCAUGGUCUGGGUGUUGUUGCUAUUACUGGACGCUUGCAGGCCGCGAGUCUCGAGCCACCCCCGAAAGAGGAGGAGGACGAAGCUCCAGCGAAGAAGAGAGCGAGACUUGAAGCUACGCCUGCUGUGCCUGUAAGCCAGGAAGCAAGCGAUGACACACCAGUCUUGGACGUAAUACCGACAAAUAUGGCGACUGCUGUGCGCUCUGUUGCUCAGCCGUUCCAUGUGGGUGACUUGAGGCUCGCUGAUCUUAGAAAGCUCAUGAAAGCUUCUGGCAUGGAGGCCGAGUUCAGGGGCGAAGGCGUGCUAGUCAUCAAUGGCACGGUUGCAGUAAGGAAAACAGCAGCAGGAACCAUCGAGGUUGAUGGCGGAGCAUACAGCUUUGCUGAUCCUAGGAGUAGCGAUGCAGCUACGUUCUUCAAGGUCAAAAGGAAAAUCUACGAGGGCUUGGCCGUCGUUGCUGGCGGUUGAAGCCUGCAUGGUGGUGUCUAUCAUCGGUGCGGUACGUCUUGGAGCGAAAAGGAUUGAUAUUGGGCGGUCGUAAUGUGUUAUUGAGCCAUUGCGGAUUGAAAUGAUACCAUGAC